CACAUUAUUAACCCAUAGAAAUGGUCCUGCUCUCUCCUUCUGCCAUCCUCCCACGAGAUAUAAAAGACUUCAUCGCCUCAUACCCUUCUCAACUCCGCACAUCUCCCUCACAAUCUCCCAACUACAGCUUUUACACCGCACCCAGCUCAUCCAAACAUGGCGUAAUGGCCAUGCACCAGGAACUGAGGGGAGACUGGGAUGAGCUCGAGUGGAGACACAAUUUCGUCCAGUGGAUGUUUCCUAUAAGGGAACAGGGGAUGAAUCCAAACGCGACACCCCUGCAGGUACAUGAGAUUGGGAGGAUGAAACAGAGUGAGGAGAUCAUGCGCAGGCUCAGAGUGUCAUACGAGAUCAUGCUCGAGUUCUACGGGAUGCGCGUUCUAGAUCCGGAGACAGGCGAGCUGGACAUCACCCUCGAGCCUGAAAAGUCCGACGCCGGCUGGCCCGCAAGGUUCUACAACCUCGAGCACCGCAUGCACAACUACCUGCGUAUUACCCGCAUGCUCAAAUGCCUGCACGAGCUAUCACACCCACACUACGUCCCCUCCUUCCUCCUCUUCGUCCUCGCACUCCAGCAUCCUUCCACCUCCGACGACCAUUCACAACCCCGCCUCCGCAGCGCGAGGCUGGUCAGAAGCAUGGAUGGGUAUUGGAGACAUUGUAUACGGGAUGAAGUGGUGAGGGAAUGGGUGAGGAGCACGAUAGAGCGGGUUAGGGAGGACGGCCACUGGGGGUUGGGAGAGUACAGGAAGGCUGUUGAGGGAUAUAGGAAGACUGGGCGGUACGGGAGAGACAGUGGGGAUGGGAGUGUCGAGCAGGGGAAUGCCAUGGGUACAGAGUGAUCGGAGGUCAGAUCGGGCCUAUGUAUACCUCAUACCGCUGCAUCCAUACCGCUGAUACUUUGUAGGUAUCAGCUGUGCAUAAAU
Dacryopinax primogenitus is the source of this 926-nucleotide messenger RNA. RefSeq names its product opioid growth factor receptor. Gene Ontology annotation, molecular function: opioid growth factor receptor activity. The coding region runs from base 21 to 842 and encodes 273 amino acids. NCBI's taxonomy places the organism in Eukaryota, Fungi, Basidiomycota, Dacrymycetes, Dacrymycetales, Dacrymycetaceae. The transcript is spliced from 3 exons. The record is from RefSeq and is a predicted model, not a curated record. Gene Ontology annotation, cellular component: membrane.